AUGGCGGCUCCACAAUGGCGGACGAUUUAUGUGAUUACGAUCCGAUUCUAUUUAAAAUUGCAGGGGGUUUUCGGGGUCGGAGAUUAUGAUACCAGAAUUGGUAAAUUCAAGAUAACGGAUCCAAUAUGGCUAACGAGUCCUGGUUAUACUAGACAGUAUAAUGCGGCGGAAAAGACUGAACGACCACGUUCCAAUGAACCUGAAUCUAUUUCGUCAAGCCCAAAACACAUCGAUGUGAACACACAGGAAUAUUCCAGCGAUAUUGUAGGGUUAAAGCCCUCAUCAAUUACGUAUGAAACAUUGCUGGCCAACCAAAAUGUAAUGCUUCAAAAUCAAGGUACAAUAAUGCAACAGCUAGCCAACUUCAAGGUCAUCUUCCAAAGACUCGCAAAAGAUAACGAGAGACUCAGGAAGACUUCGACCACGUCCACAGUGACCAAUACAACGUAUUCAUUGGAUGGAAUCAAGCCCAUCGAUUCUUUGUUAGAACUGGUCGAAUUCGAAGAAAAAUUGAGCGACAAAAGCUACUUCGAAGCAUUGAGAGAAAAACUGGCUGUUAUUUGCGACCGAAGAGGCAAUGGAACUGAUCUCUGCUACAUACUCGUAGACAAAUUUUUCACGCGGAAAUUCAUGAUUCAGUGCUCUUGGGCAGGAGGGUACCUGUCGCAGAAGUGCCUGCGUAUACCACAGAUUGAGAGGUAUCCAAACCGAAGAAUUCCGAAUCAUAAAACUUUUGCCCGAAUUGAGAGACGUCUUCGAGAAACAGGGAUGUUGAAACCCGUCAAAGUUGACGCUGGAAGACGCCGAGUCCAAAGACCUAAUAGGGAAGAAGCUGUUCUUGAAUUAAUCAAUGACAAUCCCGAGAUGAGUUCCAGAUCUGUGCAGCGACAAACAGGAAUUCCAAAAAACACUAUGAGUCUUGUUCCACAUGUUGUGUCAUGGCGAACCUGCACAAUGAGCAUGUAUAUGCUGAUGAAAACCCACAUGCCAUUAAAGCUAGAAACUAUCAACGAGAAUUUGAAAUUAAUGUUUGGAUCGGAUUUAUCGAAACAUUUUUGGUUGGGCCGAUCCGAUUGCCACAUCUCCUUGAUGGUGCUAGUUACCUUCACUUUCUUCAAGAAAUUUUGCCAGAUUUAUAAGAGGACUUGCCCCUCAAUGUUCGUCGAAACAUGUGUACCACCUCAUUUUGCACGUGCAAACAGAAAGAGACCAAAAAGGUUGAUGUAUGAUAGAGAUGCAGCAAAUAUGAAUAGGGAUAAUGAAAUGGAGAGUAUGCUGCAUGAGUCCGAAGACGAUGUAGGAGACAUAGAAGAUUCUGUCGAUAAUGUAGAUAAUUAA
Molecule: messenger RNA, 1338 nt
Organism: Phaedon cochleariae (mustard beetle)
Lineage: Eukaryota; Metazoa; Arthropoda; Insecta; Coleoptera; Chrysomelidae
Source: the annotation of a GenBank genome assembly